This is a messenger RNA of Histoplasma mississippiense, 786 nucleotides long. RefSeq lists its product with no specific name. The record is from RefSeq and is a predicted model, not a curated record. Bases 1 to 786 code for a protein of 261 amino acids. Gene Ontology annotation, molecular function: nucleic acid binding. The transcript is spliced from 4 exons. NCBI's taxonomy places the organism in Eukaryota, Fungi, Ascomycota, Eurotiomycetes, Onygenales, Ajellomycetaceae.
AUGGCUCCCCAUCCAACCAGCACCGAUGCGAUUCUUGGUUUGAAGGGAAAAGGUCUAGGUCCUCAGUUUAUCCCAUACCUUAUUAUGGAUGAUAUUGAAAAACGUAUUCAGAAUGCCAUUGAAGUCUAUAAUGGCAAUCAAAAACAAAAAAUCCUACCUCUGGCGCGCAAAUUCAACAUUCCUUAUCAACCUCUUCGAGCGAGAAUCAAUGGAAGGAAAACACGCAAUGCAAAGAUUGCACCGAACAAGAAGCUUAGCAAGAGCCAGGAGGAUGUGUUGAAAGACAAGAUGUGGAUCUAUCGAUAUAUAAAAAGCUUGGAUGGGUAUAAAAGAGUGAAGCAGAAGGCAAUGGAUCUGAAAAGAAUUGCUGUAGAGGAUAUUAACUACAUCAAAGUGUGGUUUGACUGUCUGGAAAUCUUACUUCAAAAGUAUGCAUUUCAAACCUGCGAUAUCUACAACUUUGAUGAGAUUGGCUUUCAAGAAGGUCAAGGAUGCAGAGAAUGGGUUAUUACUGCUUUUAAAGACUUGAAUUCAGUUAUAACUUCAUCAUAUUCUCAAGGAUUGAUCACUGUGAUUGAGUGUAUUUCAGCAGAUGGUGAGGUAUUGAAUCCCUUCAUUAUCAUGAAAAUCAAAACCCAUUUCAAAGAUUGGUAUACACAAAGCAACCUACUGGGUGGAUAUAUGAUCGCGAUGUCAGAUACUGGCUAUACCAAUGAUGAGAUUGGCUUUGCUUGGAUUCAGCAUUUUAAUAAAGUUAUUAAAAAACAUCAACAAAGCAGUCAUUGA